AUCGAUCUCACUUAUUCUGAUUCUGAACGGAAGAACGCACGGACGACACGAGGCGGUUGGACUGCAGAGCUGUACUAUCGUGGACUUCGCCGCCCUGAUCCGGAGGUAUAUUCAAACAUCACAGGGCUGUUUAUAUAAGUACCACGCUUCCGGGUGGGGUUUUCAUAUUGUUGUGAACAUUUCCUCUACUGUUCUUCUUUUGACGACGACAACGACGACGACGACGAGAGGUUUCUGCUAUGUCCACGACAUCGAUAACUCUGGCGACUCGACCGCUUGCGGCUCCGACGACCACUGCUUCAGCGACUGCGACGUCUGCAAUCACACCGUCGAGUGACCCGAUUGUUGUGCUAUACGUAAUGAUCUCGAUGGCCGUCGUUAUUUUCGGAUUCUGGAACGUCCCAGGGAUACGAAACUGUAUAAAUCCCUUGAAGCUAUUUACGAUUGGAUGGCAUGAGCUGUGCCAUAUUAUAAUCGCUAUAUUAACGGGCGGACGAAUAUUACGAAUCACGAUUGAUCCACAUGUCGGAGGUGCAACGAUCGUGGAAGGAGGGCGCCCAGCGUUUAUACUUUCCGCUGGGUAUAUUGGCUCGACAGUGUUUGGCGCUCUGUUCGUACUGGCUGGUUGGGACAUCCUCGUUGCAAAGAUCAUGAGUUUUGUCCUGGGUAUCGGCUUGAUCAUGCCUCUGAAACUUGUUCGGGAUAAAUUUACUAUAUUAUUGACGAUACUCUAUGAAGCUUUGCUCAUCGGAUUUUGGUUUAUUGACCAUGCAUCGGCCCUCCGUUGGUAUUGCCUAUUUGUUGGUAUCAUGAAUAUUUUUUAUGCCGUGUGGGAUGUUUCGGAUGACCGCUUCUUUCACAAAACUAACGACUCGGAUGCGACCCAGUUUUCUAUUCUAUUCCCCCGUAUAUCGCCUCAUAUAUGGGCGACGUUCUGGAUAUUUUUUGAGGCACUAGUCCUUGCCGGAGUUGCUGUAUUGGGGAUACUGGUUUUCAAGCGUACGUCAACCCAGAUGUACGACGAAGCUGCAAAAUUUCUGCCUACAUAGCGUUCUUUGCUAAGCGCAGCAUUCCUCUACUCAUAUAUUUUGUCGCAGCAAGUAACAUAUACUGGAUGAUCUAAGAUGGAUAUCACAGCAUAUACAAUGGGACUUGACUGACUUUUUGCACGUUAACUGACAUGUGUACACUGCUAUCUUGUCGCGCACUAAAUUAUUUCAAUUAACAGCUUUGGUCUGCAG
Guyanagaster necrorhizus is the source of this 1241-nucleotide messenger RNA. RefSeq lists its product as uncharacterized. Lineage: Eukaryota; Fungi; Basidiomycota; Agaricomycetes; Agaricales; Physalacriaceae. The record is from RefSeq and is a predicted model, not a curated record. Bases 240 to 1049 code for a protein of 269 amino acids. The transcript has 10 exons.